UUCAGAAGGAGAAAAGGAAACUAAAGAACUUAACUGGGACUGAACGAGGACUCAGCCAGAACUGAACCGAGAUCUGGACCCACUGGGGGAGGAUGGCAGAGCCCAAUUUGCUCCAGAAGCUGGCGAGACACGACGCCUUGAUAAAAGGUCGGCCUCAGCGUAUGUCUCGCCUCAGGUUUAUGAAUGAAGACCCGAAGACCUCUUUACACAGAUCCAGCUCUGAGACAGACUCCAGACCUGACCCAGUCCCCGGAGGAACGUCAAUCAAGAGUGAUUCCUCCAUGGAGCCACCCAUUUUCUUCAAAAGAGAACCCCCCUCAGCCAAUCAGAGCUCUGAGACAGACUCCAGACCUGACCCAGUCCCCAGAGGAACGUCAAUCAAGAGUGAUUCCUCCAUGGAGCCACCCAUUUUCUUCAAAAGAGAACUCCCCUCAGCCAAUCAGAGGGACAAACUUCUCACCUCUGUGGCAGAUAGAAGCAACGAUUCCACGAUGGAAACCAUUUCAGAAGAACAUUCAGCUUAUGAUGAGAGUUUGGUAGAGACACGUCCAGAGCUCCAGCUGAGAGGCCCUGACAAUGGAACUAUUUUUAAGAAGUUGGAGGAGCACAUUGUAAGCUUUGUGAAAAAGGAGUUGAGUAAGUUACACAAGGUUCUACUGGCAGAAGAACUAGAGUCCUUGGCAUUUGAGGACGAAGACGAGGAAGGAAUUAAAGAGGCCUUUCUGAAGAUUGUCCAGAGCUUCCUAAAGAGUAUGGAGCAGGACAAAAUGGCUGAGUGUCUGUACAACAGACAAUGUGUUUCCAAAUGUCAACAUGAACUGAAGGCUGAUCUGAAGCAGAAAUUUAGCAGAGUGUCUGAGGGUGUGGCUAAAGCAGGAGACUCCACCCCCCUGACUCAGAUCUUCACAGAGCUCUACAUCACAGAGGGCGGUGCCUUAGAGGUCAACCAGGAACAUGAGGUCAGACACAUGGAGACCGCAUCCAGGACACCAGAGACCACCAUCACAUGCAAAGAUCUCUUUAAAACCCAGCCAUAUUCAACCGAACCAAUCAGAUUGGUGCUGACAAAAGGCGUGACCGGCGUGGGGAAAACAGUGCUGACUCAGAAGUUCAGUUUGGACUGGGCUGAAGGCAAAUCCAACCAGGACCUCCAGCUGCUGUUACCGUUCACUUUCAGACAGCUCAAUGUGCUCAGAGGCACACAGUUCAGCCUGGUGGGACUGCUGCACCACUUCUUCAGUUCAUCCAAAGGUCUCUACAGCUUCCAUCAGCUCCAGGUGCUCUUCAUAUUUGACGGUCUGGACGAGUGCAGACUUCCUCUGAACUUCAAUCAAACGCGGGUCCUGACUGACCCCACAGAGAUCGCCUCACUGGACGUGCUGCUGGUAAACCUCAUCAGAGGGACCCUGCUUCCCUCCGCUCACCUGUGGAUAACCACACGCCCAGCAACGGCCAGUCAGAUCCCUGCUGAGUGCAUCUCCAUGGUGACAGAGGUGCGAGGGUUCACCGACCUGCAGAAAGAGCAGUACUUCAGGAAGAGGUUCAAAGACCAGGCUACAGCUAUCAUCUCCUACAUCAAGAGCAUCCGCAGCCUCUACAUCAUGUGCCACAUCCCGAUCUUCUGCUGGAUCCUCUCCACAGUUUUACAGAAGCUUCUGGAACAAACAGAGGGACCAGAGCUGCCCCAGACUCUCACACAGAUGUAUGUCCACUUCCUGGUGGUGCAGGCCAAAGUCCAGAACAUCAAGUAUCACCAGACAUCAGGGGUGGAACUUCACUGGACUCCAGACAUCAAGAAGAUGGUGCAGUGUCUGGGAAAACUGGCCUUUGAGCAGCUGCAGAAAGGAAACCUGAUCUUCUAUGAGCGUGACCUGAGCGAGUGUGGGCUGGAUGCUGCAGCGGCCUCAGUGUACUCUGGAGUGUUCACACAGGUCUUUAGAGAGGAGGCAGGCCUGUACCAGGACAAGGUCUACUGCUUCAUCCAUGUAAGUGUGCAGGAGUUUCUGGCUGCUCUUCACGUCCAUCACACCUUCUUCAGCUCUGGAGUAAAUGUGCUGCUGGAGAGACGGCCGUCUCUGAACAUGGGCAUAGGGAGAACAAAUACUGAAGUUCUCCACUGCUCUGCUGUAGACCAGGCCUUACAGAGUCCAACCCGACACCUGGACCUGUUCCUGCGCUUCCUCCUGGGGCUCUCUCUGGAGGAGAACCAGAGACUGCUGCAGGGUCUGACAACCCACAAAACAAGUUCACAAAACAACCAAAAGACUAUUGACUACAUCAAAAAGAAGCUGGAUGAAGGCUUUUCUCCAGACAGGAGCCUGAACCUGCUCCACUGUCUGAAUGAGCUGAAUGACCACAGUCUGGUGCAGCAGACACAGGAGGGCAUGAGAAAAGGACAUCUCUGUGAUAGAAUCAUGUCUCCUGCUGAUUGGUCAGCCCUGUCCUUCAUUUUACUGUCCUCAGACUCAGAUCUAGAGGAGAUUGACCUGAGGAAAUACUGUGGUACAGAGACAGCGCUCCUGGGUCUGCUGCCGGUGGUCAGAGCCUCCACCAAAGCCCUUCUGAUUAGCUGUGGCCUGUCCCCACACAGCUGUGGUCCUCUGGCCUCAGUCCUCAGCUCCUCCAGUCUCACACACUUGGAUCUCAGUAACAAUGACCUCCAGGACUCAGGAGUGAAGCUGCUGUGUUCUGGACUGAAGAGCACCCCCUGUAGACUGGAGACUCUCAGUCUGUCUGGGUGCCUGGUCUCAGAGGAGGGCUGUGCACAUUUGACCUCAGCUCUGAAAUCAAACCCCUCCCAUCUGAGAGAACUGGAUCUGAGCUACAACCAUCCAGGAGAGACAGGGGCCCAGCUCCUACAGGCUCUGACCAUGGAGCCCCACUGCAGGCUACACUCACUCAGACUACACCCCUUUGGACCGCAGUGGCUAAAACCAGGUUUGAGAAAGUACUCUGUUGGUCUCACGUGGGACAUGGACUCUGUCCACCCCAGACUGAGGUUUUCUGACAGGACGACUGCAGUUAUGUGUGUGAGCGAUAAUACGCCAUACUCCGAGCACCCCGACAGGUUCAACUGGUUCUAUCAGGUGCUGUGUUCAGAGGAGUUGCGCGGGCGUAGCUACUUCCAGGUGCAGUGGAGCGGACAUGUCCAUGUGGCUGUGACAUACAGAGAACUGCAGAGGAAAGGGAAGAGCACUGGAGCUGUUUUAGGAGGAAACAACAAGUCCUGGUGCCUCUUCUGCUCCGAUGAAGGCUUCUCCGUUUGGCACAAUGAUCAGGAGACAGUCCUGCCAAAGAGACCUGAAUCUAAUACUGUGGGGGUGUAUGUGGACUCAGAGGCCGGGGUCCUGUCCUUCUACUGUGUGUCCGACAGACUGACCCUGCUCCACAGCUUCUGCACGGCGUUCACUCAGCCACUAGUCCCUGCUAUUGGGUUCAGGUUCACCUCUCUGGGCUCAUCCGUGGUUCUGUGGUCCAUUGAAAACAAAAAACAGUACCUAACUUGGAACUGAAGAACCAAAAGACAAAAGUGUAGAUUUAUUAUGUGCAUAGAUGUAAUAAAUAUAAUAAAGCUUAUGUCUGUGUAGACCCUCAGUCGUCCAGGUCUGAUCCAUAGCAAACAACUAAGUUAAAUCUGUCAACUGGAAAAAUCUUGUAGGAGUGAAGAGGACUGUUCUCAGUCCUUCUUUCUCAAACUUCUUAUUACAGCAACAACUUUUUGCAAUGUUGACCCUGUGUCAAAAUCUCGAGUGGGAAUUACAGACUGCUGUAUCAGUAUAUCGCCAUUGAGUAGUCUUUGGUACUGUAAGGUAUUUUCUAGCAGUGCAGCACUACACCAAACUGUUACCUUGAUUUACUAAUGCUAAGGUAAAUAACAUGUGCCCACCAGUGGAUAUGGAAUGCAUGGGGGAUCACCAGGACGCUAUGGAGACCAGCAUGGGACAUUACAAAUACUGUGGACAAUAUACAAAGGCCAUAUCUUCUUAUCUCCCUCUCACUAAGGAAUGGGUGACCCCCACUUUGAGAGGGUUUUAAAAUUGUCACCUUGUUCGACUUUGCCUAAAGUUUCUUAAUGUGUAACACCAUGCUGACCACAAGCUGUCAACAAGUUCAUGUCAGGGCUCUCCACGUAUCCUUUAGGGAGAGUCCGUUGCUUCAUUAAACUCAUUAAACCCUUCUGACUUU
Periophthalmus magnuspinnatus is the source of this 4185-nucleotide messenger RNA. Its product is annotated as protein NLRC3-like. Gene Ontology annotation, molecular function: protein binding. NCBI's taxonomy places the organism in Eukaryota, Metazoa, Chordata, Actinopteri, Gobiiformes, Gobiidae. The transcript is spliced from 12 exons. The coding region runs from base 93 to 3512 and encodes 1139 amino acids. The record is from RefSeq and is a predicted model, not a curated record.